Cuscuta campestris is the source of this 1933-nucleotide messenger RNA. The record is from the annotation of a GenBank genome assembly. NCBI's taxonomy places the organism in Eukaryota, Viridiplantae, Streptophyta, Magnoliopsida, Solanales, Convolvulaceae.
CUAAAGGCUACCGCUGGAUAGGCUUUUCAAAACGCUAACGUUCAUAAUUACACUAAUUAUAAAAAAGAAGGAAAAACAUACAAGAAGCUUGUUAGAAGGGGUGUAAUUGGGAUUGACGGAAAUGGGAAGAGGAUUCAUCUGGUACUCUUUCCCCGGCUGAGUUUCUUGGUGCUGUGCCGGGCCCUACAUUGUUCACUGUCAUCCUCACAGUCACUCUGAAUCUCUGAGGCUUGGAAUGGUUAAUAGGAGGGAGUUUGUCAUCAAUAAUUGACGAAAGCCUCUUCUUCUCCGUUUGGAUCCGUAUAAAUAAGAAAAAAAGGAAGCAUCCGUAAGCUUCAUCUGUCUCAGCUUCAGAAUGUCCACCGCCGCCGGCUCUCUCGUCUCUCCCCUCUUCCGACACCACAGCGAUUCAUAUCGAAUACCACAAGUUUCAAAAUGGAAAACAUGGAAUGGAAGAGCACAGUACUUGGAAAUGCCUAUGCACUUCCAAAGACGUUUAUCUACCGAACAACAUCACAGAAGCAGUGCAGGGAGUAUUAACAGCUUUCGUUCGAGAUUGAAAGCAAGGUUUACAGUGAACGCGUCUUCAGACCAUCCACUUGAAUUCGAGUCAUCAAACAACCCUUUGAAGUCAAUUCAAGGGACUGUAGAUGCCUUCUACCGAUUUUCACGUCCUCAUACAGUCAUAGGAACAGCACUGAGCAUAGUUUCAGUUUCUCUUCUUGCAGUUGAGAAGCUCUCGGAUAUUUCACCAUUGUUUUUCACAGGGGUGCUUGAGGCCAUUGUUCCUGCUCUCCUUAUGAAUAUAUACAUAGUCGGUUUGAAUCAGUUAUCUGAUAUUGAAAUAGACAAGGUAAACAAACCAUAUCUUCCAUUGGCAUCAGGCGAAUAUUCCGUGAAAACUGGCGUACUGAUAAUUUCUUCUUUUGCUGUUAUGAGCUUUUGGCUUGCAAGUGUUGUUCGUUCGUGGCCAUUAUUUUGGGCUCUUCUUAUCAGUUUUGGACUUGGAACUGCCUAUUCAAUCAAUCUACCACUCUUGAGGUGGAAGAGAAUUGCAUUAGUUGCUGCAAUGUGCAUUCUCGCUGUGCGGGCAGUCAUUGUGCAAAUGGCAUUCUAUUUGCAUAUACAGACUCAUGUGUAUGGAAGACCUGCUGUCUUUUCAAAACCUUUGAUAUUUGCAACAGCAUUCAUGAGCUUCUUCUCAGUUGUUAUUGCGCUAUUCAAGGACAUUCCUGAUAUUGUUGGAGACAAGAUUUUUGGAAUUCGAUCUUUUACUGUUCGAUUGGGCCAAGAAAGGGUCUUUUGGAUCUGUAUUUCACUACUUCAAAUGGCUUAUUUUGUUGCAAUAUUGGUUGGAGCAUCCUCAUCAUGUACUUGGAGCAAAUAUUUGACGGUUUUUGGUCAUGCUGCUUUAGCCUUGAUACUUUGGAGUAAUGCUAGAUCAAUGGACUUCAGCAGAAAAGAAGCUAUCACAUCUUUUUACAUGUUCAUAUGGAAGCUUUUCUAUGCUGAGUACUUGCUCAUACCAUUUGUGAGGUGAGCAUGGUAGCUCUGGUGGCAUCACAAUUUGACCCUCCUUAGGAAUGUAGGUAACUCUGUAUUUUAUUGAUCUUGUAAAUUGUCUGAAAACUACGUUUGUCAUAACGUGAGCUCUCCUCUGCUCUCUUUUACUACUCUGGUCCCAAAUUCCUAAUUAUAGAUCAUCAACUAGGGUAACGUUUGCGUACACAUCCUCCCGAGUAAGUUUUGCAUACACAUGCCCUCCCUAGACCCUACUCUUGCGGGAUUCAACUGGGUUGUUGUUGUUGGUCCUUUUAUAGGUCUUGUUUAUUAAGAAUUACUUUGAUCUCUUAGUACUUUUAUCUCGCUAAUUACAUAUUUUAUUUACUUUUUAAACAUAUUUGCUCAUAUGAAAUGAAGUCUUGUUGAAUGA